Messenger RNA from Oryzias melastigma (Indian medaka), 3227 nucleotides. It is a transcript of the gene retreg1, whose product is annotated as reticulophagy regulator 1. NCBI's taxonomy places the organism in Eukaryota, Metazoa, Chordata, Actinopteri, Beloniformes, Adrianichthyidae. The transcript has 9 exons. The record is from RefSeq and is a predicted model, not a curated record. The coding region runs from base 79 to 1449 and encodes 456 amino acids. Gene Ontology annotation, cellular component: endoplasmic reticulum membrane. Gene Ontology annotation, biological process: negative regulation of neuron apoptotic process; reticulophagy.
AAAGAGACUUCCGGAAACUUGACGAUGAUAAACUGUUGAAGGCAGGGAGCGGCAGAGCGGAGGGCCCGGGGCUACAAGAUGCUGAGGAUCAAGGAAGCAGGCGCCGGCGGCUGUAUGGAGGCGGCUGCGGGGCAGCCGGAACCUGUGAACCGGUCUCCCAGCAGAGAGGAGCCGCGUCCCGGCCGCUCGAGGUGGAGUGUGUCCGGCCUGGUGAGCUGGAGGCAGAGUCCGUGCAGGACUUCAGCCGCCUUUACUGCAGCCAACGCGGCGGUCUGGUUUGUGGCCUUAUGCUCUUUUCGAACCUUCAGCCUUCUGGCCAUCCUGCUGGCUCUGCUGGUCGUCACGGUAACGGCCAGAGAUGCUGUUCGGUGCAGAUUCUUCGGGGUUCACUCUCAGUGCAGCAUGACAGCAAGUUGGGAGAUCAUCGACCCGGGGGAGGACAGUCGGUCUGCGAGCGGACUGCAGUUCAGCGACUCCCUGAAGAUCUUCCUCCAGGAAACGUCGGCCUUCAAGCAGCAAAACCCCGGAAAGUUUUGUUUGCUGGUUUGCAGUCUGUGCACCUUCUUUGCUGUCCUAGGACGCUACAUUCCAGGGAUUGUGAUCUCGUACAUUCUAGUGCUGGGUGUCUUCCUGUGGCCUCUGGUUUCGUCUCAUGAUGUCAGUUUGUGGCUGGAGCCAGUUCUGCAGAAGCUGGACUUCGGCAUCGGAGAGUUUUUCCAAAAAAUCAAGGAGGACAGAGUGAAGAGACUCAUUCAGGCUGAGGCUGAGAAAGACGGCGUAGAGUCCGACCUCUCCUCCAUGUUCCCCAAGCUCGACUCUACGGUUUGUAAGGAAAUGUGCGUGUCGGAUACCGAGGUGUCGGACGUGACGUGGACGGACAACGGUGCCUUUACUUUGUCAGAGGGACACACGCCGCAGACGGAGAACUCAGAGGACCUGGACAAAGAGGAAGCCUUCACCGGCGGCCUCGCAGAGUUCCCCUCACUCGAUAACGGCACGACCACAAACGGAGACGACGAUGACCUCAGCCUUGGCCUUGGCCUUCCAUGCGCUCCCCCUCAACAGCCAGCUGAGUCAAAGCGUGCACUGUUUUCUGGCAUGGACCAACCCGCAGACAAAACCCUGGAGUUGGUCAACCAGAUGGCAGAAGAUGUUCUGACCGCUGCAGUCACAGCUGCCAUCCAGGAGAGAAUAGAAGCUGCAGUCUGUGCCUUAGCUGAAGACGCCGAUCCAUCGAGACUCCCACAGCCAGAGCAGCUGCUGGAGUUGAUGGAGGAGUCCGACAGCGAGGUGGAGGACUUUGAGCUGUUGGACCAGUCAGAGUUAGAGCAACUGGAAGGGGAGCUGGGGCUGGGGGAGGAGAAAGCAAAGUCCACAGAGGAAGCACAGAUGGAGUCCGACAAGCCGCCAUCCUCUGGAUUCUUCUCCAAACUCCUCAGACGCCACUGACAUGAAAACUGCAGUGGAAGGGGGUCACAGAGGACAUGCGGGAGGAAUGGGGGGGUCACACUUGUUAAAAAAAAAACCUUGUCUUUAUAUUAUCUGGUUUCUAAAAUGAAUACUUCAGAGUGCUGGUUUCACAGAUGGAGAGGUAUUGUUAGGAGGAGACGUAAGGAUUAUCAUCUGAUAUCAGGUACUCAAACCCACCAAUCCAUUUAGAGCUUUUAAAACCACAGAAUAUGACUUUACUCCUGUCUGACAAACAAAACAAAUGAAAAUAAAUCUAUGGGAUCUUAUGCUGAAAUAAAACAUUAAAAAUUACAAUAAAAAAUCUAAUUUUAUUCUUUCUUUAACAGAAAUCUGAACAAAUUGUCUUGGAAAAUACAUCUAUGACACUUUAUUCUGGAGUCUUUUAUUUAAUUUUUGAAUUCCUCCAAAUUAGCAAAUGAUCACAUUUAAAAAGAAACAUUUAGAAAGUGUUUUGUCAUAAUCUAGGCACAGAAAACGUAAUUGCUGCUGAAAAUGUUUCUUUAUGUUUCUGAGGUUUUCAGUUCUUAUUUCCCUAAAUAACAUGUUAAAAAUGUCUUUUGAGUCUUUGUGUCUCAGACAUCAAGACUAAAUGUUCCAAAGUUUUUGUUUUUUUGCAGAGAAAACUGUAUUGUAAGACAAAUAGACUAUGCGAUCUGUGUUGAACCUUAUAUAAUUAAUUUAACAACUAAUUAUGAUAUUUUCAUGCUUGAGACCAUAUUUCAUAUGCAAGCAGAACAUGACAAAUAUGCUUUGAUGGAUAUUUUUUCUACUCAAAAGUACCUCAAAGGGCUUUAUAGUAUAUCAAUUAUAGUUACUACACUUUCUGAAAUAAAUAUCAAUUUAAUCCUGGACAAAAUAAAAAGUUUAAAAAAAAAUCUAAAUUUGAAUGUUCUACAAUCUAAUCAAAAGUAGGAUGUGGUUAAUCCCUGAAUCAAACUUUAUUUAGAUAAGAUCAAUGACAGAAUGGUAGAUAUGCAUAGUUCAGAUCUGUGAAACAAAGAAAGGUUUUUUCUGUCAUUCAUAAUCAUUGAGACUGAUCAAAAGUUUUGCCACAAAAAGAUGGAAAAAAAACCCUCAAACAUUGUACAACCUCUCACAUUUUUUGUAGGGCGCCCUCUUGUGGUAAAGUGCUUCACUACUGCAUACAUUUCAGUUAAAAGUUUGUAAAUUCAUGUUAUAUAAAUAUGAAAAUAUGAAUAUGAAUAUAAAUGGCUGUUUUUUGUUGCUCAUAAUGAGAGUUUAUCUAAUGUUGUAUAGAUUCAUAUAUUAUUUUGUAAACAGUGUUGUUUUGGAAAUUUGGAAACAAUCCUUUGAAAUAGACACAGAAAUCAUCAUUCAACUUUUUUACCACCGGGGGGCGAAAAAACCUAAAGUCAUGUUUUCAUGUCAUGUCCAUCACAUGGCUGAAUAAAACUGAGCAUAUAAAUACAUUUUGUAAAAGUUAAGGAAUGUAAUUGAGUGUCAGGUUUAAAUACAAUCAGAUGUUUCCUCCCCUCUGGCUUUCACAUCACCCUUUAUCUAACUUUCCAGUUUGUCUUGUUAUUGUUAUAAAAGCUUGUUUAUUUCUUUUUAAUGAAAAGCUUUCACAUCACGAGAUACAGCAAUGCAUAAAAUAUCUUCUUUAAAGGACUACUCAUGCGUUUUUUUUUUAUAAGAUUAUGUAUAUUUGCAGUGCCUGAGAGGACUUUAUUGUUCCUGCAGAAAAUACACAUUGUUUAGUUUACACAUAAAUGCUAAUAAAAGAUUGAUCUUCAACA